AUGGCCCCUGUCGGAUUCAUAGUGCAUCAUUCCGACCAUUUCUUUGUGGUCAUAUUUGACUAUAAGCGACGCAUGGUGCAUGUCUUGGGUCGCCAUAUCUCAGAGGAUGCAAUGGAUGUAGGUGGAGAGGAUCCACACGACUGGAACGAUUGGAGAGGUCCGGAAUAUUGGAGGAAAAUCGGAGCCCUUCAUGGAUGGAGCACAGGAGAUGUUGCAGACGUGUCGAUCAUACCUAUGGAUUGGGAGCAAAAUGGAGUCGACUGUGGUCCCAUCGCUUGCUCCGUGCUCGAGCAAUGCCUGAAGUUGGGAUUAGAUGAGGAGGGCAACUUGCCGGACUUUGAGAUCCAAUGUGGUCACAAACUGCGGAUUCACAUGCUGCGCGUCAUUGCUGGGCGUGUCAAGCUCUGUUGCAGCGACUACCUGAUGCUCCUGGACAGCCCACGAGAUGGAUGGCAAGACAACGAGCUACCCGACGAGGAUGUCAUCAAUUCAAUCCAGAACGGGCGACACCAGGCUGAAUGCCUCAAGCUCCAGCGGAGGCUGACUGUUGUGAGCGCCACAUGCUCAAUGUGUCAACGCCCCGUCGUCCAUCAAGAUGGAGAGCAUGCCUCGCACAGUGGCGAGAAUGGAGAUAACACCAAUGCAGACCAGCAUGGUCCAGAUGCUGGAUCGAGUGAGGACGAUGAUGCCAUGAAUAUGGUACAUGCAAUCGGCAAGGCGAACCUUGAAAAGCUGUUCAAAGCAAACAAACAACUCGCUGGAUCUCGGAAUCGCAAUUUAAUAGUCCCUCGUGCCAUUGGAACGCACCUUCAACUCGAGCCAGAGUUACCAUCUGAUGUCCAUGAUACUGAGGACUCGCAACGCUCUGUAGCUGCCUCAAAAUCUCGGAGGCGAGUGAAGAAUUGGUAUCUCGGAAGCACCAGACGAUUUCCACGUCCAACCGCACCACUUCCAUUGGCUGCAUAUGGAGGUAGGAGAUGGCUGCCGGACGACCAUGGAUUCGACGAGUAUGAGGGCGGACCUACGAUUGAGAUGAUGCUCACUCCCAGGGAUAUUGAUACGACAAUGACAUUCCAUGCUGGAGGAAUGCAGAUCUCCACUGCUUGGUUAGACUGGGUCGAUUACGGCUACCGCAUCACACCGAGUUCAUUUCACAUAUUCUAUCAAUGUGACCCCACAGCAACCAUGGACCAUAUCAUGCCUAUCGGCACAACAGACUCCCAUGAUCCUUCAAAUCAAGUUCCGGAUCGUGUGACAGGUGCAUACAGCCUGAAGCGACGAGGAUCUGAUCAUGAAGAACAGCGCACAAAGGUCACGGAUGUAGAAAUACUCUCUGCAUCUGAACUCAUCGACUCCGCCCACUAUGAUCCCCCACUGCAGGAUGAAUGUAGGUUUGGACACAAUGCCUUUGUGCGCGGCUGCAUCAGUGAUCGUUAUGGCGAUGGUCCCGCCUUGUAUGUUGAUCUGGAACGAGAUGCUAUUGCACUCUCGGAAGAUGAGAUAGAGAUCUCGGUGGACAUAGACAGCAUCAUAUGGACAACAAAGGUGUUCCGAUGCAAGGGGUCUGUGGGUGUUUACGUCGUCCCUCCAUUUCAAACGAAACCAGGCAUAUACAAGCACAAUCACACCUAUGUCGAGAUCACCAUACCGCAGUCAGAAGAAGAUGCAAAUGCACCUGGUGGGAGGACGGAAUGGCUGUCAAAACGAUUUCCCAUGUCUGCCAUCCCUCACGUCUGUAUGGGGCGCAUAUCAUCAGCUUCAUCGACACUCAAUCUAUACAUUGCAUUCCCGAGGAUGAUUCAUCAGCACCCAACAAACGGUCGGAGAAUCACUCUGAUGCCAAAGGAGGUCUUGGAUAUAUUCUGGGAUAGGGUACUGCUUCCAUCGAUUGGACAGUGCACCGAUGUCAGCUGGGCGCCCUACCUGAAACACACAUUGGAGGAGGCGCGUUACAAGGCCAGAGGUGCGGACGGGAGGAGGGGUGGAUGGGGACCUCCUAAGACCAUCCCCCUUUCAGAUGAUGACUUUUUGGAUGUGCAGAAACGCAUGGAAGCUCGCAUACGUGAUGGAGGACCUGAGCUCAGCAUGUAUGGGUCAUCUUUCUUCAUUCUGGAAGGAAAGGGAAUCAAGCUACUCACAAAGGAUGGCCAGAGAGGGCGUUUCUCAGGACCGGAAGAGGCCCUGCGUCGCAACCUGUCUGACCUUGACUGGGAAUACAUGAUGAGCCGGAGUCAUGGUGAACUGCUGGUAGAUGUGGGAGUCUCAUUCACGCCCCACUCUCCGAACGUCCCACUCGUAGGAGUGUGGCGCUUAGACGCGCUGGAAGCAUCAUUUGGAACAGGAGGCUACAAAAGAGGGGAGAUACAUCAUCACAACACGCUGUCUAGAUAUGGAGCGCUGCAGGCCGAGAUGCAACAGGAGAGAUCCCAGCAGACGCACAUCGCAUUCAGGAGCACCUACAACCUAUACUAUGAGUCGAUUCGAACGAACAGCAACCAAGUGAAUUUCGCAUCCGACAGUGACGCCUAUAAGCUGUCCCCAUCAUACAUGGCUGAAUGCACCGAAAUCGCCAAGGUCGUCGAGGGUUGCAAGGAGAAAACAUAUGGUGUCAGGGAUGAGUAUAGGGUGAGCGGACAUGCAGCCAGAAUCAUCCUGGAAAAUGUGGAAGAGAAGAUCUGGUUCGAGCUUCUGAGGAGACGGGUACGGGAGAUUCAGAGGACCCAGAUAUCCAUCGUCAAAAAGAAUCCACCAAAUCUUGGCGUUCUCACUGGAGUGCUCAACCACAUGCUUCGCUCUACCACAUCAACUCCUAUCGUCUACGACUCUCAUGUCCGCGAAUCUCUUGCCCUCCUCGAGUACAGAAACAUCCUCGAAACCGCAGGAAUGUUUUUCUUGCAGGACUUCGAUAUCAAUAGCGACACCUGCCUGGAUGAGGUGCAGCAAAUUGAUGACGUGCAUGUACUGGCCCUCAUGGGCGUAAAUGCAAAGGCUCAAAGGGACCGGGCAGUGAGAAGAAUGGACGCAUGGCAAAGCACCGAGUCGGAACUGGAGGAUUAUCCUCUUGGUCGCACACCAACAUGGACUCGACUCAAGGCAGCCAUUGCCAACUCGCCUGCAAUGAUCAUGAGACCCUGGAUGUGGUCGCCCAGAUUAUCCGACACUCAACUCUCUGUCGGACGUUUGGUGGUCAUGUUCACCAGGCACAUGUGGUUGAUGCUCACGCCCGAAAUCUUCAAGGGCAUCAGACCCCAUCCAAACUCACUUCAGGAGGCCAUGAAGUGCUGGACGAUCACUAGCAUCGAUGACACUCUUGCUGCAGUCACAUUCGAAGCAUGCAAUGCCGGACUGCAUGACAGUAUGGGCAUCACUCCUGGUCGCAUGGGCCCGAAGUCGAGGCCCUUCCUGGACAGGUGCACUCUGUUCUUUCCCGACCCUGAUGCCGCCCAUAAGGACAAUACUCAGUGGUCUGGGCUGUGGGAGGGAGAUGGAUACAUCGCAGAAUUUCACAGGACGAUGAAGGCAAUGGAUGAGGAUCAGCAAGAGUUGCUGAAACAAGGAUUAUGCGAGGUAUUUUCGGAUCUUCACUGUCUUCCUGCGAGCGGUGCAAGAGUGUGGAUGCAAAAGAACAAUGCCAUUGUGUUCAUGACUAAUCCCACAUUCUACAAGAUUGAUUGUAUUGGAAGGGGAGGCGAGAGUCAGAAGAGGGCCCCAAGAGCACGCCGCACGAUGAAGCUGAUCAAGGGUAAACGCAUAUUUGCAGCUGACCUCAUGGACUCUCAACCCUUCGACGCUGAUGGCAAUCUGCGGAGAAAGACAGAGAGACAGAAGCGGCGGGAAAUUCAGAAGAAAAUGACCAUGGCCAAGAAAAACAAGAGAGUCCCCCCUCCACCACGUUCACAGAGACCAUUUCCCAUGACCCCACUGGAAGAUAUUGCGGAAUGA
Suillus paluster is the source of this 3942-nucleotide messenger RNA. RefSeq lists its product as uncharacterized. Lineage: Eukaryota; Fungi; Basidiomycota; Agaricomycetes; Boletales; Suillaceae. The transcript has 2 exons. The record is from RefSeq and is a predicted model, not a curated record. The coding region runs from base 1 to 3942 and encodes 1313 amino acids.